AUGACCUUUGGAAACGUUGAUAAUGUUCUCAAGCACCUGUCUACUCCCACGAUACCGUUCACCACGAGGGGGUCCCUGUCCUUCAUGAAACGGUCGACCCACCACGCACAGAACGCCAGUGGGGACGCCAGUGGAGACGAGGCGCUAGUGCCGCCCGCAAGCCCCCGCUUGUAUGCCAGCCCGGGGCGUUUCCUAGAAGGGUAA
This is a messenger RNA of Penicillium alfredii, 204 nucleotides long. RefSeq lists its product as uncharacterized. The coding region runs from base 1 to 204 and encodes 67 amino acids. The record is from RefSeq and is a predicted model, not a curated record. NCBI's taxonomy places the organism in Eukaryota, Fungi, Ascomycota, Eurotiomycetes, Eurotiales, Aspergillaceae. The transcript has 2 exons.